Molecule: messenger RNA, 607 nt
Organism: Ostrinia nubilalis (European corn borer)
Lineage: Eukaryota; Metazoa; Arthropoda; Insecta; Lepidoptera; Crambidae
Exons: 2
Coding region: 94-561 (155 amino acids)
Molecular function (GO): odorant binding
Source: RefSeq, a predicted model, not a curated record
ACGAAAAUUAUACCAGUUUGGUUGAGCAACUCCACUUUGACUGUGCUAGAAUGAGUUUUAAUUGUUCUUUGUGAGACACUAAAUUACGUUAACAUGGAAAAGAUUCUCAUCUUGACAAUUCUGCCACUAAUCACGGUGGAGGCCAAAACAAAGUUCCUAUCGCAAAGCCUGGACUCGGAGCCUUCGAUAUCAAUCCUGUACGCCAGAGACAAAAAGAGCGACAAGGUCACCAACGAAUGCCUGACCGAGAUGUACCCUCGGAACUUAUACCAGUACCCUCUCCAUAUAGACAGGAACGAUAUCCCCUGCAUCAUCCAUUGCGUCUUGAAGAAGUUCGGGAUCAUGUCCAACGACGGUCUGAUCAACAUCAAGAACUACUACAAAAGAGUCCAAGCCAUCCACCGAUAUGACCCAAGGAUCCUCAUCUCAGAUGUAGGGGAGACCUGUGCACAGAACAUCAAUGGGAUGAAUUUGGAUCACGACGUUUGCAAGAAAGCCAAAGUCUUUAACGACUGCACACAACUGUACGCAAUUUCUUUCAGAGACCCUGAAGAAUGGUAGUUAACUAGAAUGUUAUUGAAUUUUUGAUACUUUCGUAAAUAAACAA